Molecule: messenger RNA, 465 nt
Organism: Terrapene triunguis (Three-toed box turtle)
Lineage: Eukaryota; Metazoa; Chordata; Testudines; Emydidae
Product: kinesin-like protein KIF21B
Exons: 3
Biological process (GO): microtubule-based movement; mitotic spindle organization
Molecular function (GO): ATP binding; microtubule binding; microtubule motor activity
Source: RefSeq, a predicted model, not a curated record
AUGAGUUCUACCGGCUGGGAGCUGAUAUCAGAUGAAUUCAGGCUGGACAUAAAGCACAGGAUCCGUCCCCAGCUGUCAAAGGAGAAGAUUGAGGGAUGCCACAUCUGCACUUCAGUGACGCCUGGGGAGCCCCAGGUGCUGCUGGGAAAGGACAAGGCGUUCACCUAUGACUUUGUGUUCGACCUGGACACGUGGCAGGAGCGGAUCUACACCACCUGCGUCAGCAAACUCAUCGAGGGCUGCUUCGAAGGCUACAAUGCCACUGUGCUGGCGUAUGGCCAGACCGGCGCUGGGAAGACGUACACCAUGGGCACCGGCUUUGACACAAACAUCUCGGAGGAGGAGCACGGAAUCAUCCCGCGGGCCAUCUCCCACCUCUUCAGCGGCAUUGAGCGGCGCAAGCGGGCAGCGCAGGAGCGUGGCACAGCCGUGCCAGAGUUCAAAGUCAGCGCCCAGUUCCUGGAG